AGAAAGCCCCUCACUGUUCGAAUGAGAAAACAAUGCUCACUGGAUUUAAUUGGAUUAUUGUUUUAAUAGCCAUUCUUAUUUAUGGUUUGGGCGAGUACAUAUCAAUAGUAAAUGGGUUCAAUAUCGAUUUAAAAUCUCCACUCCUCAAAACUGGACCAGAUGGUUCUAGUUUUGGUUUUUCCUUAUUGGGAUAUACUCACUUUUCAGGACAGAAAGGAGUGGUCAUAGGAUCUCCAACAGAGGGAAACAACGGUGGACUGUUUUGGUGUCCACUUUUGAGGAGCACGUGUAGUCGAAUCGAUAUUGAUCUAGAAAAAGAGACUCAUAUGCAACCUGGACUAAAUGGUGCACUUUUAGGAUAUUCAAUGUCUUCAGCCUUUAACAACAGCCGGGGACCGAUUACUGUUUGUGCACCUCGUCUUUCAUGGUCAUCAGCAGCAUCUGUUUAUUUACCUGGUGGUUGCUUUGAAUUUAAUGAACGUUUAGAAGAGCCUCAAUUAAAUCCUGCACCAAGUGCAAUUUGUUUAAAUGUUAAAGAUUCUGAUAAAUCAAUUGAUCUGAGAUAUUGUACAUUUGGUGCAUCAGUUAAUCAACAUCCUAAUAGGCCAAAACAAUUAUUUAUGGGUGGUCCACAUUUUUAUUUUGAGAAAGGCGUUGGGGCUUCAGUGAAUACAAACACGUUUGAGCGAGUAAUAACCUCAGUUGAAGAUAUUCCUUCAAAUACACUUCUUGGUUCAUCUCUUGACACUACCGAUCGAUUGUAUGCACCAUUACCGGGAUUAAAAUCACAUGAAUUGUAUGUGGCUUAUGGUGGUCCAGGUGUACCAAGUAGUGCUGUCAAUGGUUUCACUGAUAAAACGAAAUUUGGCACUGGAAUCGUAUUAAUAUUUCAAAGUAAUAAACAAAAUGGUAGAAAUAAUAUCAAACCAUUAAUGAGAAUAGAAGGACAAAGUUUUGGCAGUCGAUUUGGUCAUUCACUUAUAUUUCUCGAUAUUAAUGGAGAUGGUUGGGAUGAUCUAAUUGUCGGUGCACCUUAUCAAUAUUCCAAUACGACUGUCGGUGGACAUAGAAGACACGGAGCAGUGUUUAUAUUUUUAAAUAGACAGUCAUAUUUCUAUACACCAGUGGAUGAAGUCAGUGGCGUGGAGUUGUUUAGUUAUAAUUAUCCUGAAACUUUUCAAAUAAUUACACCUCCAUCUCAUAAUUGUGGUAAUUCACAUAUUCCUGGAUUUGGAGCGACAAUUACAAAACUUGGUGAUAUUAAUCACGAUGGUUUUCAAGACUUUGCUGUCGGUGCUCCUUAUGAAGACAACGGUGGUGCAGUCUACAUAUAUCAUGGAAGUAAAUCUGGAAAACUUCAAAAACCAACACAAAUAAUCUGUGCAAAUGAUUUGCAAAGUCCAAGACCAUUAGAAGGAUUCGGAUUUUCACUUGGAUUGAAUGGUGCCGACUUGGAUGAAAAUGGUUAUCCGGAUAUGGCGAUUGGAGCAGCUUUGUCUAGCUCUGUUGCAGUGUUACGAGCUAGACCUGUAGUCAAGCUAAGAGCAUAUUUAACAUUAAUGGAUGGUAGUACUACUCUGCCUAGUUCAUUAAAUUCAUUAGUGGAUUGUACUCAUGAAGCUCAAUCGAUUACUGGAUAUAAAGCUCCGUCGGCUAAAUGUAUUGAUAUGAAAUUAAUUCUCACAUACACCAGUGUUGAUGGUAUAUCUUGUAGUCCACAUAAAACGUAUCCAGUAUCAAUUUUAUUAAAAUACAAUCCAACCGAUGAAUGGAUUUCAGAAGGUUGGGAUCAAACUUCACAAAAUCAUCCACCAAAUUACGAAAGUAAAUGCACCUAUAAUCAAUAUUCAACUAUAAUUUCCAAAAAUAUUAUGAAAGAAUUUUAUAAAAAUUAUACUUUAUCACCAAUUGUCUUUAUACGAGAGAAAAGUUUAUCAAAUAGUGAAAUGAUUGUUAAAGAUUAUUUUAAACGUAAUGAAUCUGCUUAUCUGACGGGUUAUGAUAGUCCAGGUGGAUAUUUACAACUAGAAGGUAAUGCUUUUUGUCGUGAUCUACACAAAAUAAAAGAGAAUAUACCAUUCAAUCAAGAUGAAUUGAAUUUAGCUAGUACAUUACGAAUAAUAUUUCGAGAUACAUAUUUGAUUGAUCAAACGGAUCGUUUAAAAAUUGGUGUCAAAUGGAUUGCUAAAAUGACUGAACCAUAUCCAUUAGCUGAUCAAAUUGACGAGUAUCCUGUAGCUGAUCCACGUACAAAUACUGAACUACUUCAGAUAUCUUUUGAUAAUCCCUGUGCAAUUCGACAAUGUUGCCCAACUGUAAGAGUUAGUUAUAAUGUGAAAGUAACCAGAGAUAAAAAUGGACCUGUUGUUUAUGUGGGUGAUGAUAAUAAUCAAACAAUCGAAUUAUCCGUUCGUGUAACAAAUAUUGGCAAUGAUUUAGUUUAUGCUACUGGAUUAGUCAGUAAUUUUCUACCAAAUUUAUUGGAACUUGAUUCAACUCUUAAAGAAGCCAGUUUAAUUCAACCGGAUACAGCAAUCUGUCAUCUUAGAUAUCCAUUGGCUUCUGGUGAAUCAAGUGAAUGUAUGAUACGAUGGCUUGUAAUCGGACAUCAGUUAACUGUACAAAUGGCUAAAUUUCAUGUAAAUAGUACUGUAUUGAUAAGUUCUAAUAAUCCCAUACAAGUUGAAGGACAGUUAACUAAUGAAUUACAAGUAAAUAUUAAAAUGAUUGUCAAUGUUUCAGUAUUUGGAACAACUGAACCGAAUACAAUUUACUUUAGUGGAAAUGUUAGUGACGGGAUUAGUUCAAUGUCAGCAGAAAAUCAAAUUGGUGAUGUUAGAAUUGUUGGAAAAUUUACUGUACGAAAUUUACGUAAACAUAGUUUAAUACCAGCAUCACGUCUGAUCAUCGAUUGGCCUUUUGAAUUCGCUGGGCUCAUCAAUGAACCACAUGGAAAAUAUCUUCUCUACUUGCUUGAAAAUCCUUAUGUAAUUCAACAUGCGCUUCCAAUUCCUGGUCAAACAGUAGACAAUGAAACUAGUGUUGUUUGUGAUUCUAAGGCAUUACAGAAAGUUGUUAAUCCACAUAAUUUCCGAAUAUUUUCUAGAUUAAGAAAAUCAAACGAUGGUGUACCAGUACGAACUGCGUCAAUUAAUAUCCCUUCAGACAACCCUUCUCCGUAUCCCCCACUAUCAGACAAAAUGAUCUUGGAGCCAGUUCCUGAUCGUUUAGCAGAUUCAAAGAAAUUAGUUGAUCGAAAAAUGACUACAAUCAGUUGUUAUAAUGGACGUAUACGAUGUGUACCAAUUAUUUGUGAUUUAGGCAAGUUAUCCUAUAAAGCUGGACCAAUUACACUUGAAUUUAUCGCUAGACUCUGGGAAAAUACAAUGCGAGAAGACUUUUUAAAAGUAUUUUUAACUAAACUACAUCUGACUGCAACAUGGAAAGCUGAUGUUAAAUAUGGCAUUGACCUUGGCGGUUCGGAUUAUGCACAAGAUACAUGUUUUAAAAAAUUUAGUUACUAUAAGCUGACAAGUUGUAUAUCCGGUAUUAUAAACCAUGAAACGGUCAGUAUUAGUCAAUUAUAUAGGUAGAUGUUAGUAUGCCUUAUUUUUAAUUAUGUAGACAAUGAAUAUCCGAUCCGUUUACUUCUAUGACUUUAAAAAUGUAUACCGUGGGUACUUAGUUUGAUCAAAUUCACGAUUUCCAAGUUUAGCUGCAAACUGAUUGUUCAUUUAGUAUUCAGGGUUUAAACACUCUUCAACUUCAGUUAAUCCACAAAUAUAACUUUACCAACCUUCGGUAGUGAAAUGGUUAUUCAUCCUUACUUACAAAUCCAUUGUUCCUACAGAUCAUGCACGUAAGUUAAAAAUAUUCGGGACAUACAAAAGUACGUAUUGGUGUGAUGAUAAAUUUUUCAACAACUAUGAUUAUUAACGAGAUUCUAGAAAUACUAUCUAUCAUAUAAUUAAUGAGCGCAGGAAAUUAAAGAGAGGAUAAUUGAUUUUCUAGUCUUUUACUAAUAUCGAAAAUGGAGAAAGUAUCACUGAUGACACACAACAAUUGACAGAAGUCUGAAAUUUAGAUCAUUAGAAGCUGACUCGAUAGUCAAAAUGUAACGCUGUAGGUAACAAGUUUGAUCUCUAGUGCGAUCAUAAAUAUGCACUGUUGAAGAGUCACAAGCUAGUACAAAACACUUGUCAUAUCUUGUAUGAUUUCCAAUAAUAGUUCACUCACCAACUGAGGUCGACAGAUGUGACGAAGCCUACCUAGAAAUUGAGAUAAACUUCACAACUAACUUAACUCUCAGUAUAGAUUUUAAUUAAUUUAAAUUUUUCAUACCAUCAUUAAUUUCACUGAUGAUAUAGAAUUUCAUAUUAAAGAAUCACUGUAUUUGAACACUGAUACCGUAGAUUAAAAGCAUCUUUACUCGUAUUCAACUUAUGUUGACUAUUUAAAAUCCUGAUUAAAAAUUUUACUGUUGAUUAAUUUACUUUCUAAAAAAUGUAAUGAAUAAAGAUGUGUAAUCAUGUAUUUGUCUAACAUUUUGUUCGCUAUAUUUUUCUGCAUGUGGACACAUUCGUGUGUUAAAAUUCAGUACGUGUGAAACACAACUUGUAUAUUGUUAUUCAUUUGAUUUUACUGGUAAUUUUACUACAAUUUUUAGAUUGAUUUACUCAGAUAGCUUGUACAAAAUGCAUCAUUGUCAACCACAUGUAAUAGUUACAGAUUUUCACCAUAAAUCUUGUACAACAAUGGUUAUUGCUAUCAGCUUGAAUAAACUCUUAAAAGAUAACCAUGUCUUUGAUUAAACUUGUCAACAACAGUUAUUGCCUUCUGAGUUAACCACGACCUGUCUAUCCAGAAUUGUAGACAGCUGAGUUCAUUAUUUUAAUAACCACUUUUGAUUCGAAAGUUAAUCAUAAUAUGGAUUAUGCAUAUAUUUUACAAUCUUACGACUAGGUUUAAUCCAUCCUCAUCAAAACAAUUUAUAAUUUGAUUCGUUUUUAUAUUGAUUGUUUGGAUCUUCCCACUGAUGUUUAGAACUGCAAUUGAUCAGUCUGUUAUCGGCAUAUUUGCAUCCAGUGCGGAUUGUCUAAAUAUUGUUUUAAGUCGCAAGCACUAUAGGCAAAGAUGGAUGGUAGCUAGCAGUGGAAUCCAGCAUGCGCGUUUCGUCCUAUUUGGGACUCUUCAGCUGGUCGCACCCGAGCGCGUCCUGGAUUCCACCGCUAGCCACCAACUAUAUCUGCUUAUAACUCCUUAUUUAAUAAUUUCGCUUUUACUGUAACUCGGUGUGAAAACUUUUUCAGAUUAAAUAUAUAAAAUCAUUGAAAAUGUGAAGCAUAUUCUUACAUUAAAGUAAGAGUAUUGAUAUCAUGCAUUACCAGAAAUAAAUUCCAUUUACUAAACGUGAAAAAUUUGUGUAUACUCGCAUGUUCCUUUCAUAUACACAAGCAUAUAUAUUAAUAUCAUCAAGAAUUUUUUAAAAACUUCAUUUGUCUAAUGAUUCUAUUGCAUGGAAAGAUCCUUUCCUUUUUCAAAAGCCCUUCCUUCCCCUUCUUCACCUCUCUAAUUCGAAUAUUCCUCCUUUACAUUGCUAUAUUUCCAUUUGUUGUCAUGCAUUUCCAGUUUAGUUGGGUAAUUACGAAAAUAAUAAAACUACUACUCCACUUCUCUUAUACUUUGUUAUCCAACUCAUUUUUUGUUUCUUCUUAAUUCUACUAGAUUGAAGUUCAUAUAUUUAAUAAUUUAGAGCAGAAACCAAUCCCUCCAAAAUAUAUGGCAUUAUACAUAGGAUUAGCUGUAUUUGGAGGUUUACUAUUGUUAUCUAUUCUAGUUAUUAUACUUUAUAAAGCCGGUUUCUUUAAACGUAAACGUUUCAUGCGAAGACGAACAAAAGUACCGCCUACAGAACCAACCCAAAGACUUGGUCAAUACACUUCAACUGAACCAAAGCAAAGACAGCCGUUGAUUUCACCAAUUCAAACAACCUAUCAUGACAAUAGAAAAGUCACUUCAAGACGAACAAACUAUCAUCCAGUGCCUAACACACAGGAACCAGCCUAUCGUAGGACACCUUAUUCACCUUCAUCUGACUUUCCUAUUCCACAUAAAUAGUAGAUACUACAUACACUGAUUAUUAUAGAUAUAGAUUUUUUUAUUUUCUAACUUAACAAUUGUCCUUUACGGGUAAUUCAGAAGACUAUCAAUAAUCACAACGAUAUAUAUAUUUCUCGACUGCUGCUCCAAAAAUAUACACCACAACUACAAAAUGUCCAAAUCCUAUCAUUUUACUCAGAAUACUUUUCUAUUUGCUGACAAUGUUUUCUCUUACCAAUCUUUUUGUUACUGAAUAUGCCAAUUAUCAAAUCAACGAAAUAAUUGCCAAAUUUUUCUGAGAUGCUUUCUAUAUUACCUAUAUAUAUGUGUGUGCUGUUCAUCCGCACACACGCACAUACAUAUCUAAUUGCUGUGCACAAAUGAGGCUUGGCGAGCUAACUGUUUGACUUUUUCAAAUUUGUAUCGAUUAAACCUACUACUGAUGGUAAUAACAGUAGUAUUAAUGAUGACAGUAAACUAACCUAUACUAGAACAUUUUCAGAUGACAUUUUUAUAUAUACAAAUAUCUGGAUACAGCUCUGAUAGUGAAUUUCAACAAAUAUCCUUUGUUUUGGCUCAAUUUUUUAUAAACUUUAUUUUUCGACGG
Molecule: messenger RNA, 6706 nt
Organism: Schistosoma intercalatum
Lineage: Eukaryota; Metazoa; Platyhelminthes; Trematoda; Strigeidida; Schistosomatidae
Source: the annotation of a GenBank genome assembly